This is a messenger RNA of Equus caballus (horse), 7535 nucleotides long. It is a transcript of the gene ASTN1, whose product is annotated as astrotactin 1. Lineage: Eukaryota; Metazoa; Chordata; Mammalia; Perissodactyla; Equidae. Gene Ontology annotation, molecular function: protein binding. Gene Ontology annotation, biological process: neuron cell-cell adhesion; neuron migration. The record is from RefSeq and is a predicted model, not a curated record. Gene Ontology annotation, cellular component: membrane; endosome.
UUCCUUCCCUUUUCUCCUCUUUCCUCCCUCUUCCCCUCCCCAGAGAAGCAGCUCCGAGAAACAAAGAACGCGGGCUCUCCUGGCAUCAGCGCUUAAGCCCAGCACACUGCCAGCGGCAUCUCGUUCCGGGGACCAGGGCUCUCCCGCUCCACAUCCCCUCCCCAAUCUCCCCCGCCUCCCGCGCUCGCUCGCUCGCUCGCUCCCUCCCCUCUCGCUUCCUCCCCCACCUUCGCGGCGCUGGGAGGAAGGCGGCCCGGGCUCAAGAUGGCUUUAGCCGGGCUCUGCACCCUGCUCGCCUGCUGCUGGGGGCCGGCGGCGGUGCUGGCCACGGCCGCCGGCGAUGUGGAUUCAUCCAAGGAGCUGGAGUGCAAGCUCAAAAGCAUCACGGUGUCGGCGCUGCCCUUCCUGCGCGAGAACGACCUGAGCAUCAUGCACAGCCCCUCGGCCUCUGAGCCCAAGCUCCUCUUCUCGGUGCGCAACGACUUCCCGGGAGAAAUGGUCGUGGUGGACGACCUGGAGAACACGGAGCUGCCCUACUUCGUGCUGGAGAUCUCAGGGAACACGGAGGACAUCCCUCUGGUGCGCUGGAGGCAGCAGUGGCUAGAGAACGGCACUUUGCUUUUUCACAUCCAUCACCAAGAUGGCGCCCCGAGCCUCCCUGGACAAGACCCGACUGAAGAACCCCAGCAUGAGUCAGCAGAAGAGGAGCUGAGGAUCCUCCACAUCUCGGUCAUGGGUGGCAUGAUUGCUCUGCUGUUGUCCAUCUUGUGCCUGGUGAUGAUCCUGUACACUCGCCGGCGCUGGUGCAAGCGCCGCCGGGUGCCCCAGCCCCAGAAGAGUGCCAGCGCCGAGGCAGCCAACGAGAUUCACUACAUUCCUUCUGUGCUAAUCGGAGGGCACGGGCGGGAGAGUCUGCGCAACGCCCGCGUGCAGGGCCAUAACUCCAGUGGCACCCUGAGCAUCCGCGAGACGCCCAUCCUGGAUGGCUAUGAAUAUGACAUCACUGACCUGCGCCACCACCUGCAGCGGGAGUGCAUGAACGGAGGGGAGGACUUCGCCAGCCAGGUCACUCGCACCCUCGACUCCCUGCAGGGCUGCAAUGAGAAGACGGGGAUGGACCUCACGCCAGGAAGUGACAAUGCUAAGCUGUCACUGAUGAACAAGUAUAAAGAUAACAUCAUUGCCACCAGCCCUGUGGACUCCAACCACCAGCAGGCCACUCUGCUCUCUCACACCUCCAGCAGCCAGAGAAAGCGGAUCAACAACAAAGCAAGAGCUGGUUCCGCCUUCCUAAACCCUGAAGGGGACUCUGGCACAGAGGCAGAAAACGACCCCCAGCUGACCUUUUACACCGACCCCUCUCGGAGCCGGAGGCGCAGUAGAGUGGGCUCUCCCCGAAGUCCUGUGAACAAGACCACCUUGACCUUGAUCAGCAUCACCAGCUGUGUGAUUGGCCUCGUGUGCUCCUCCCACGUCAGCUGCCCUCUUGUUGUCAAGAUCACCCUGCACGUCCCUGAGCACCUGAUUGCCGAUGGGAGCCGCUUCAUCUUGCUGGAGGGGAGCCAGCUGGAUGCCAGUGACUGGCUGAACCCUGCUCAAGUGGUGCUGUUCUCUCAGCAGAACUCCAGUGGGCCCUGGGCCAUGGACCUCUGUGCCCGGCGGCUCCUGGACCCCUGUGAACACCAAUGCGACCCCGAAACUGGUAGGCGGGAGCACCGGGAAGAGGGGGAAUGCCUCUGCUACGAAGGUUACAUGAAGGAUCCAGUGCACAAGCACCUUUGCAUUCGGAAUGAAUGGGGGACAAACCAGGGGCCUUGGCCUUACACAAUAUUUCAGCGAGGCUUUGACCUGGUUUUGGGAGAACAGCCUUCUGAUAAAAUAUUCAGAUUCACCUACACCCUUGGGGAAGGCAUGUGGCUGCCUCUCAGCAAGAGCUUUGUGAUUCCACCAGCUGAACUGGCCAUCAACCCAUCAGCGAAGUGUAAGACAGACAUGACAGUGAUGGAGGACGCUGUGGAGGUCAGGGAGGAGCUGAUGACCUCAUCCUCCUUCGACAGCCUGGAGGUUCUCUUAGAUUCCUUCGGUCCAGUGCGUGACUGCAGCAAGGAUAAUGGGGGCUGCAGUAAGAACUUCCGUUGCAUCUCAGAUCGCAAGCUGGACUCCACUGGUUGUGUGUGCCCAUCCGGACUUAGCCCGAUGAAGGACAGCUCUGGCUGCUACGACCGCCACAUUGGGGUGGACUGCUCUGACGGCUUCAAUGGCGGCUGUGAGCAGCUGUGUCUCCAGCAGAUGGCGCCCUUCCCAGAGGACCCCACCUUAUACAACAUCCUCAUGUUCUGCGGGUGCAUCGAGGAUUACAAGCUUGGUGUGGAUGGACGCUCUUGCCAACUCAUCACGGAGACCUGCCCCGAGGGAGGGGACUGUGGGGAAAUCAGGGAGCUUCCCAUGAACCAGACCCUCUUUGGGGAGAUGUUCUUUGGUUACAACAACCAUUCCAAGGAAGUGGCCGCUGGACAAGUGCUGAAAGGCACAUUCAGGCAAAACAACUUCGCUCGAGGUUUAGACCAGCAACUGCCAGAUGGUCUUGUGGUGGCCACUGUCCCUCUGGAGAAUCAGUGCCUGGAGGAAAUCUCGGAGCCCACCCCUGACCCCGACUUCCUGACUGGGAUGGUGAACUUCAGUGAGGUGUCUGGAUACCCCGUGCUGCAGCACUGGAAGGUCCGGUCUGUGAUGUACCACAGCAAACUCAACCAAGUGACCGUCUCGCAGGCCCUCAGCAAUGCUCUCCACUCCCUGGAUGGGGCUACAUCGCGUGGGGAUUUUGUGGCCUUGUUGGACCAGUUUGGCAACCAUUACAUCCAGGAAGCUAUCUACGGCUUUGAGGAGUCCUGCUCCAUCUGGUACCCAAACAAACAGGUCCAGCGGCGACUGUGGCUGGAAUAUGAAGACAUCAGCAAAGGCAACUCCCCAUCUGAUGAGUCAGAGGAGCGGGAAAGAGACCCCAAGGUACUGACGUUCCCAGAAUACAUCGCCAGCCUGUCAGAGUCUGGCACCAAGCGCAUGGCAGCUGGAGUCCGCAUGGAGUGCCAGAGCAAGGGACGAUGCCCCUCGUCCUGCCCUCUGUGUCAUGUGACGUCCAGCCCUGACACCCCGGCCGAGCCAGUUCUGCUGGAGGUGACCAGAGCAGCCCCCAUCUAUGAAUUGGUGACCAACAACCAGACCCAGAGGCUCUUGCAGGAGGCCACCAUGAGCUCUCUGUGGUGCUCAGGGACUGGAGAUGUCAUCGAGGACUGGUGUCGAUGUGACUCCACUGCUUUUGGAGCUGAUGGACUCCCCACCUGUGCGCCUCUCCCACAACCUGUGCUGAGACUCUCCACGGCUCACGAGCCCAGCAGUACCCUCGUGGUCCUGGAGUGGGAGCACUCAGAGCCUCCCAUCGGGGUGCAGAUUGUCGACUACCUCAUCCGUCAAGAAAAGGUCACUGACAGGAUGGACCACUCCAAAGUGGAGACAGAAACGGUGCUGAGCUUUGUGGACGACAUCAUCUCUGGAGCGAAGUCUCCUUGUGCCAUGCCCUCUCAGGUGCCAGACAAGCAGCUCACCGCCAUCUCUCUGAUCAUACGCUGUCUGGAGCCUGACACCAUCUACAUGUUCACCCUGUGGGGAGUGGACAACACAGGACGACGUUCCAGACCAAGUGACGUGAUCGUGAAGACCCCUUGCCCUGUGGUGGAUGAUGUCAAAGCCCAAGAGAUAGCAGACAAGAUCUACAAUCUCUUCAAUGGUUAUACCAGUGGAAAGGAGCAACAGACCGCCUACAACACGCUUCUGGAUCUGGGUUCCCCCACCCUACAUCGUGUCCUCUACCACUAUAACCAGCACUAUGAGAGUUUUGGAGAAUUCACCUGGCGGUGUGAGGAUGAAUUAGGCCCCAGGAAAGCUGGCCUCAUCCUUUCCCAGCUUGGGGAUCUCAGCAGUUGGUGCAAUGGACUCCUUCGGGAACCCAAGAUAAGCUUGCGCCGCAGCUCCCUCAAGUACCUGGGCUGCCGCUACAGCGAGAUCAAGCCCUAUGGACUUGACUGGUCAGAGCUCAGCCGGGACCUCAGGAAGACGUGCGAGGAGCAGACCCUUAGUGUCCCCUACAACGAUUAUGGGGACAGCAAAGACAUCUAGCACCAUGAUGCCAGAGAGCGGCUGCCGAAAGGAAGCAGGAGAGAGGAGGGGGACAUUGGGGUUGGUUUGUGGAUUUUUAAUAUUUUUUAAUGAAACAUUAAAACCUCCACAGGCAACAUCUAAACCAGGGAGGAAGUGAUCCUUGCUCCUUGCAGAACCUCUUCGGACUGAUGUUCUUCAUCUGCAUGAUCAGUCAACGUGCCAGCCAGCGGCUUCAUGCAGCGCCAUUUCUCUUCAGGGGAUUACUUUGGGGCUUGUUUUGUGGUUAAUUUGUUUUGUUUAUUUUUCUCCCAAGAGGUUCAUCAAAAUGCAGAAGAGUUCUGUCAUGCUUCCCUUGAAGGUCCAUCAGGUUGAGGCACCCCAUGCUCAUUGAGUUCCUGAGUCCCUUGCAACUGGGGACAGAGAUGAGGCCAGAAAGUUGUUAGACCAGCCUCAGGCAUUCCUCAGGCAGCAUCUGGGAGCCUAAGCUCUGCUCAUAGAGAAAGACAGUAAGAACACUGGGAAGGGGAUACCUGUGUAGGUCUCAUGAGUUCUCCCCCCAGGCUCUCCUAUUGCUAUCUUCACACCUCACAGGUGACCUCAGCCUCUGUUCUGGGCUCCAGUGGGUCUUCUGGAUUUUUAGCUCCUUCCCCAUUUUAAGGCAGGACUGGAAUUAAAUCUCCUGUGGCCUCUGCCCUCUCCUCCAAACAAUAUGAUCUUUAAGAGGCAACAACAUGAUACCUGUCAAAUGCAUCUUCAGAGUAGUCUAGCUGGGAGAGUAGUUAGCAGUCCACAUUUUAGAAAAGGAGCAUAGUUCAUCGUUUUAAAACACUCCUGUGCCUCCAGGAUGGACUUCUCCAGCCCACCAGUAUACAUCACAUGGCUGGAUUCUCUUCAGUGUUUGCACCGCUUACCCUGGACAGAUAAGCCUUGGUUGAUGUCUGCUGUGGUCCAGGAGGGGUUAACACCUCCACGUCAGUGUUUUAGUGAACUAAGGCUAUUACUGAUCACAGAAAGCUUCUGUCCAUUCCCUCCCUUCUUGCUAAAUUGCUAAAUUAUGUUGCUAGUUUUGCAAAUCAUUGCUCUGGAUCACCAUCAGCAGAAUUCUACCAAUUUCCCCUCCCGUCUAGUGGCCAGGAGUAGCAGUGAUUCUGUGUAGACGGGCUCCAUGGACCGCAGGUAGGGGCCAGGCCCCUGUUUCUGCCCCACUGGCCGAGGAUUGGCACAGGCACAAAUGGUGGCCCAGCUAACAGAAAGCCCAGCCUUUCAAAAAGAGCUUUGCAGGGCUAAGUGGACCACCAACAGCCUUAGCUGUCCCCAAACACCUUGGAGGCCUGAAUACACUCUUUCAGCCACCCUGCCUUUGACCAGGGCUCCUCAUUUGGAAACAUAAGAGAAAGGUCAGGAAGGAGAUGCAGGAUCCAUAAGACCAGUCACUGAGCCAUAUUAAUUUUUUUUCCGAAUAGUAAUAAUGACAGAUUACAUUUAUUGAGUGCUUACUGUAUGCAGAUGCUGCUCUUAGCACUUUCAUACCACUGAAUUCUUACAGCAACCCCGUAAGGGAAGUCCUGUUCUCGGCUCCAUUUCGGUGAUGAGGAAAGUGAGGCAGAGAGAGGUUAUGCAACUUGCCCCAAAUGCCUCAUUUACUAUCUGCUGGAACUACUAUAUGGAUUCAAGCAGUCGGACUCAGAGCACAGGAUUCCUCUGCUAUGCUCAGCACCGCACUCAGUAUUGCCGGGGCAGCUGUCCGAGCUCUAAGCUCCAUGGGGGGCCUGCCCAGAGAUCUUGGCCUCUCCCACCCUCCAUGGUACAGAUGUGCCACGGUGCGCUCUGCCGCUGGGGCAAGUGCCCUUUGGGACAUGGUCUGCAGUAUGAGCCUUCCCCUCUGGAGCCUGGAGCGAAGCCUUCGGUCAGACUGCCAGCACAAUCUGCUGUCUGGGUCUUUCCAGAGAAAGAUCUAAAGGUUUAUUUUGCCCUCUAGAAUGCACUUGCCUCAGAGACUCCCCCACAUCUGGAGCGAAGGCUGGCAGAAAACUCGGCCCUGCCACUGUGGUCAAUGCAGGGCCUCAGGUAAAAUGCCUCAAGGGACAAGCCCCUCACCGGAAGGGAGCAGAGAGGAAGAUGCCGUAGACAGUUGGACACCCACCAGCAGCAGGGCUGAGGGCAGAGCUUCUGUGCCGCUGCUCCUGUUUGGCUGUCCUUUUAUUCAAGUCUGCACAGGAAGGGGGUCUGCGCAGUGUGGGUGGGAGGCUGCCAAGGCUGCGCUACCUUCCUGCCCAGGCAGGGGGUCCGGUACGAGCCCUGGGCCAGGAAUGAGGACAGGGAGGGACCUCAGGAUCGCCCUUUUUGGUCCCCUCCUUCUGGUUUAUUAAAAUAAAAGAGGCUCACUCUCCCCCUUUCUCCUUCCAUCUUUUCCCGGCUCUCCCAGUCCCUCCAACUCCUUUCCAUCUCUUUAUCUUUGUCUUCUCCUGUCUGUGACCUUUCCUCCUGGCUGGGGUCCCUUCCUUCUCUGUGAUUCUCUUCCUACUUCAGUGUCCCUGGUGCCCUCCUCACUGCACACCUGUGUGCAUGUACACACGCACAUGCUACACACACACUGUACGCAAUCCCACACACCAUACACACACAGCACACACACUACAAACACACUCCGUAUACACCCCCGCACCCUCACACAACAUACACACACACCACACACACAUACACACCACACACACACUAUAGGUGCACAAAUACACUAUGCACACUAUAUACACACACUACACACACACACACACACACACACACUAUACACACAACCCCUAGGGCUGGGUCCCACCUACUGUCAGUUAAAAGUAAGGCCAAAAUGAAUAGGGCAGGAGAGAGUCUUAGGACCCCCUGAGGAUGUAACAGGGGGAUUUUGCCCUAGGAAGACACUCGCCAUCACCCCCUGACAUUUCCCGAAGCUUGCCUGGAGGAACCCAUCCUGACUAGAAAGGGUGGUGGUACUGGGCCAGUAAUCAACCUCAAGUUUCCAAGCUGCCAAACAGGUCUUAAUGGAGUCCCUUAUGUCUACCCACCCUCUCCCGGCUCUGGGGCUCCCACGAGACCGCCGGUGUCUCCUCUUGAAUGGACAGGACCCACUGUGACAGCAUUAGACCUCUGAGUGUGCAAUCAUUUUCCAUGGAGUCCGGUCCGGCCAUUAUUUUUAGUUAAUUACACUUCUUGAUAUUCAGAUGUUCUAUUAAAAAACUGAGUGUGAAAAAAACCCACUUUACUUCUAUAGAAGGAAGAAAGACUAUAAUGUGACCAGCUUCGGGUAUAACAGUAUUGUUUAAAGGGAUUAUUGUACGAUUAUAAAAAAAUGGAAUAAUCAACUAAAUAAUAAACAACGCUGUUAGUAA